Fusarium vanettenii 77-13-4 is the source of this 1014-nucleotide messenger RNA. RefSeq lists its product as uncharacterized. The record is from RefSeq and is a predicted model, not a curated record. The coding region runs from base 1 to 1014 and encodes 337 amino acids. Lineage: Eukaryota; Fungi; Ascomycota; Sordariomycetes; Hypocreales; Nectriaceae. Gene Ontology annotation, cellular component: mitochondrial large ribosomal subunit; ribosome. Gene Ontology annotation, biological process: ribosome assembly; translation. The transcript is spliced from 3 exons. Gene Ontology annotation, molecular function: structural constituent of ribosome.
AUGAGUCUCCGACUAGCCACCCGGCGGCUGGCGGUUACAGCCAGGCCCGCGAACCCUGUAUCAAGCACACCUACCCCCCUCUGGUCAGUCGGCGUCGGACCUUCGGUGCAACGACGACACAAAUGGGCCGCCAACAUCUUCAAGGGAUGGGGUAAGCCCAAGAACAAGGACGCCGCCUCCUCCUCCACCGCGGACCCCGUGACCUCGCAGCUCGACGACCCCAAGAGCCGUGAGCAGUUUCUCGAGAAGAGCAUGUACAGCGGUGUCGAGGACAACAUCUUCCAGGACGAGAUUGAGGCUCCCUCCAAGGGCCGUCCCGAAGCCGCUCCGGGAGGCGCCGAGGCCGAGCAAAAGACGAAGGAGAACAUGGCCUUGAUCGUGGAUCCCGACCCGAGGAGCCGUAUCCGCUGGCAGCGCAAGAAGGUGAUCAAGAUGGUGCAGAACAAUGGCCGGAUGACCAAGGAGGAGCGAAUCAGGAUGAACGAGCGGGAGCUCCUGCACAAGAGCGAGUUCAUGGCCACCAGCGUCAAGAAGCUCACCAUGCUGGCACGCCAGAUCGCCGGCAAGCCCAUCGACGAGGCAAUUCUGCAGAUGAAGUGGUCCAAGAAGAAGUUUGCGGCCGAGAUCCGGUACUACCUCGAGGAGGCCCGCGACCUGGCCAUUGCCCAGCGUGGCAUGGGACUCGGCAAAGUCAACGGCGAGACUCUUGCGAAGCCGUUAAAGGUCCAGACGCAAAAGGGCAAGUUCCUCGAGAUUGAGGAUCCCACGAGCAUCUACAUUGCUCAGUCGUGGGUUGGCCGGGGUCCGUGGCGAGGAAAGAAGAUCGACUACAAGGGUCGAGGACGAAUGGGAAUUAUCAGACACCCGAGCACAAGCUUCACGGUUUUGCUCAAGGAGGAGAAGACGAGGAUACGACAACAUGAGGAGCGCACUGCCAAGGAGCAGCGCAAGGGACCCUGGGUACAUCUGCCAUCACGACCAGUAUACGGACAAAGGCCAUACUAUGCUUGGUAG